This is a messenger RNA of Acanthosepion pharaonis, 627 nucleotides long. Lineage: Eukaryota; Metazoa; Mollusca; Cephalopoda; Sepiida; Sepiidae. The record is from the annotation of a GenBank genome assembly.
AUGUCUUCAUUUUCUGUUUUCUCAUCUGUUUUCCUUUCCAAUUUUUCUUUCUUUUCCUGCCGAAAGAAUGAAAUUUCUCUCUUUUUGUCGUUCCAUCCAGAUUUUUCUUUUUUCUUUAUAUCUUUUCUCUUUCAUUCGAUUUUUCUGAUCUUAUUUGUUAAUUCUCUCAAAUUCUUUUUCUCUCUUUCAAACAUUCUUCUUUCCAGUUCUUUUAUUUUCAAUUCUUUUUCACUUCACCUUAAACAAUAUCUGUUUCUUUAUUCAGAGAUCGUUUAUGCUAUUUCCAUUGUCUCCCUCCUAUCUUCUCUUCAUGUUGUUCAUAUAUUUUUCUUUCAGACACCUUUCUUGAUACCUGUCUGUUCCUUUCCGAGGGAUAGGUUCCGAGGAAUUUGUGCCCUUUUUUUCUUUCUAUUUUCUCUUCUUUUUUUUCCCUCUUUUUUCUAUUUCUUUCAUUCUUUUCAUUUUCUUCUUUGGUUAGUGAUUCCUUUCUUUAUUACCGUUAUCUCAUUCAAUACUCUUUCUUUUUCUUUUUCUUUCUUAUUCGAUAUAAUCCUGUUUAUUGAUUCUCUCUUUAUUACUUCAUUCUCUCCAUUUUUCUUUUACCGAAUUUUUGCUCUGUUUCUUUAA